GUCCCGUCAUCUGCCGGCUUGGCCUUCCGAGCUGAGCGGGGAGCGAGAGGCCGCGACCACCACCACUACCGCCGGCCUUCGGGAUGUUCAGCUGGUUGGGGAAGCAGGGCGGGCGGCAGCGGAACGGGGAGACCGAGGACGUGGUGCAGACGGUGACGGGCGGCCUGAAGGAGCUUUAUGCUAAGAAGCUGCUGCCGCUGGAGGAGCAUUACCGCUUCCAUGAGUUCCACUCGCCCGCCCUGGAGAGCGCCGACUUUGAGAACAAGCCCAUGGUGCUCCUCGUGGGCCAAUACAGCACGGGCAAGACCACUUUCAUCAGGUAUCUGUUAGAGCAGGAUUUUCCAGGAAUGAGGAUUGGUCCAGAGCCAACUACAGAUUCUUUCAUUGCGGUGAUGUAUGGAGAAACUGAAGGGAGCACUCCUGGAAAUGCCCUUGUAGUGGACCCAAAGAAGCCAUUCCGCAAACUCAGUCGUUUUGGCAAUGCAUUCUUGAAUAGGUUCAUGUGUGCUCAAUUACCUAAUCAGGUUCUGAAGAGUAUCAGCAUCAUAGACAGCCCUGGCAUCCUUUCAGGAGAAAAACAACGUAUCAGUAGAGGUUAUGACUUCUGUCAGGUUCUGCAGUGGUUUGCGGAAAGGGUGGAUCGUAUUAUCUUAUUAUUUGAUGCUCAUAAACUUGAUAUUUCUGAUGAGUUCUCAGAAGCGAUCAAAUCAUUCCGGGGCCAGGAUGACAAGAUCCGGGUGGUAUUGAACAAGGCUGACCAAGUGGACACCCAGCAGUUAAUGAGAGUUUAUGGCGCCCUCAUGUGGUCCUUAGGAAAAGUGAUUAACACUCCAGAGGUAUUGCGGGUCUAUAUUGGCUCUUUCUGGGCUCAGCCCCUGCAAAAUACUGAAAACAGAAAGCUGUUUGAAGUAGAGGCACAAGAUCUGUUCCGGGACAUUCAGAGCCUACCUCAAAAGGCAACUGUGAGGAAACUCAAUGAUCUUAUCAAGAGGUCACGACUUGCAAAGGUACAUGCUUAUAUCAUUAGCCACCUAAAGAAGGAAAUGCCUGCUGUAUUUGGGAAAGAAAAUAAGAAGAGAGAACUGAUCAACAAACUUCCUGAGAUUUACCGACAGUUGCAACAGGAAUAUCAGAUCUCCCCAGGGGACUUCCCAGAAGUCAAGAAAAUGCAGGAACAAUUGGAGGCAUAUGACUUCACCAAAUUCCACUCUCUGAAACCAAAGCUGAUCGAAGGUGUAGAUAACAUGUUGGCCAGUAAAGUUGCUUCCCUAAUGAAUCUGAUUACUCAGGAAGAACGUAGCAUGCCUACAGAGAUGGUUCAUGGUGGGGCAUUUGAUGGCACCACAGCAGGACCGUUUGACCAUGGCUAUGGCGAAGGUGCCAAGGAAGGAGCUGAUGAGGAGGAAUGGAUUGUUGCCAGAGAUAAACCUGCAUAUGAUGAGAUUUUUUACACUCUCUCUCCAAUCAAUGGCAGAAUCUCUGGGGUGAAUGCGAAGAAGGAAAUGUUGACCUCCAAACUGCCAAACAGUGUCCUGGGGAAAAUCUGGAAGCUUGCAGACUGUGAUUGCGAUGGCAUGUUGGAUGAGGAAGAAUUUGCAUUAGCAAAACAUCUCAUCAAGAUCAAAUUGGAGGGAUAUGAACUCCCCAGUAUCUUACCCACACAUCUGGUGCCUCCAUCGCAUAGAAAAUCUUUGUAGGUGUAGCAAAAAAACAUGAAAAUGUUAAAGAGAGAUGAAAGCCAUGUAAAUGAUUAACACAUUUGAGAUUACAAUUAUUGGCAAGCCUUUUUAGGUCCACCUCAAACUAAUGCAAAAAUCACUAUUUGUCAGAAAAAAAAACAUGAAAAUCAUACUGUAUAGUGCAUAUUGGGAAGCAACAGUUUCAGCUGUACCUUUCCAUUGUUUGUUCAACAAGUAUACAUUAGGCAAAAUAAACACUUAAAUUCAUGUAUAGUAGUCAUAAUAGUUUUACAUUUUAUGAUAUGGAAGACCUUUCUUACACUUGAAGUAACUCCAAAUUAGAUGGAACUUUCUAAACAAAUUACAGCCAGCAAGCGUAGCAUAGGGUAAACCUGUGUGUCUGCAGUUCAGAAAUCCCUUCUCUACAAAGUUUUGUCACAAGUGCCUUUUAAAUGACCUAUAUAUAGGGCAAGAAAUGUUGUGUAUACCAUCUUCCAUUGUGUUUACAAUCAAAAUGCUGAGAUCAGUUUCAAUAGAAGUGACAUAUUUUUAGUUAUGCCAAAAAAACCCAAACCAUACCCACCUUCAAUAAUGCAUUGCAAGGACUCCAUUCUUUAAACAAAGAAAAAUUAAAAACCCGCUUUGGGAAGAUAAUAGCUUUUUCACAAAUUAUAACAUAUGCCUUCAUGAAAUAACAGAAUCUACUAAUAUUUGUGAAAGUGCAUCAGAACUAACAAAGAUGUAUUUUAAGUGUGGCUUUACUAUUUUGGGCAGAAGUUAAAAGCACGUUGGGGACUAAAAGUUCUUUUAAAAUUACUCAUUUUUGAUACUUGUUUUGGGAAGAAAGGAAAGGGAAAGUUUAAUGGGAAAGGUAAUUUGUACAAAUCAGGAAAUCGGUGUAUGAUUUUAAUUAAUAUAUUUAUAUUAAAAUUUAAAAUGUAUCUUCUCUAGCUACCGCAGAGAUUAUCUCUUUUGCCUUCCAGAGGGAACACCACUAGAUCCAUCUAACCUGUUUCCAGCAGCAGUUAGCUAGAUGGUUCUAGGUCAUAAGGGCAGCAGCCCUACCAAUGCUUCUGAUAAAGAGAUACUGUCUCUGGACUCAAAGGAUUCAUUUACCUGAUAAUGGAUCUCUCUUGCGUGAAUUUGUCUGGUUCCCUUUUAAAGUCAUCUAAGGCUGUAGCCACCAUAUUUUAUGUUGGUGAAUUGCAUAGGUUAAUUUUAUGUUGUGUAAUAAAGUACUUUUUAAAAAAAUACUGUGAAGCAGUGGUAGCAGCUGCAAAAAAGUAAUAGCUUUUUCAGAUGUGCUGACCAUGCAGAUACUGAAGAGUCUGUAUGCAAAAGCAUCCAGUUGGUGACUUUAAUUCCAAAGAAGUAUUGCUUUGCUAACAAGGUAACUACAUAUUUGAUGGAGCUAUCAUGUGGAUAUGUAUUUUGUCAAUAAAGGGAGUGUUAACUGAAACUAGUGGAUAGCUUUUUGUACUGGUAAAACUGGUUUGCAGUUUAUUCUUAAGAUGCACAGCAGGUUUUUGUUUCAGCUUCAAGCCAUUAGUACAUUCCUUUUGGUUCUUUCAUUUAUGAGUAACUGCAGCCCAAACUACCCGUAGUUUGUUAGAGCUCAAAAGCUAAGCAGGGUCACCCAUGAUUGGAAGGGAGACCACCAAGAAAAUCCAGGGCUGAUGUGCAGAGGAAGGUAAUGGCAACCCACCUUUCCUCAUCUCUUGCCUUAAAAACCUCACGAGGGGUCACUGUAAGUCACUUGCAACUUGAUAGCACUUAAGUAUUGCCCUGACCUUGCUAGGCUAAUCUCAUCAGAGCUUGGAAACUAAGCAGGUUCAGCUCUAAUUGGUACUUGAUGGGAGACCACCAAAGAAGUCCAAUGUUGCUACACAGAAGCAGACAAUGGCAAACAAUCUCUGUUUGCUCUUGCCUUAAAAAAAUCUAUGGGAUUGCCAUAAAUUGGCUGCAACUUGACAGCACUUUACACACACAUAAAAUGUUGCAAAAAAUGCUGAGGCCUUAUGGCCUAAGUAUAGUGCAAAAAGUUAAGAUUGAGCAGAUCAGUUAACCUGUGGAAUGUAGGGACCAUUCUUACAUAGAGAGCACAAAAUGUCAGCCCUUCUGCAUCACCAAGCAUCUAUUCUUGGAUGCGUUUCAUUUUCAACUACUAUCUCAGUCUGAUCCCUGAGACUUAUAGUAUUCAAGGAAGACUUACUCAAGAAUCUCCACUCUUCCCAGUUUGUGCCAAUCUAGGGUUUUUAUUAAGUACAAUGGUGAAUUUUAUUCCCAAAUCAGCUCACAGGCAUAGCUGCAUGGCAACUAAGAAACAGGGACUGAAGCAUCAUUUCGUAAUUUGGUUCACUGAGAAAUCAAAAGAUUAUUUAGCCUUAACCCUAAUCUUGUUACCAAGCUGUAUAUGCUUGCUUACCACUUAUACACAAAUUCUUCAGUCUGGGUAAAAGCUUGGAUCUAGAGUAGACUUUCCAUGAGCACAAAGAUUUCCACCUGCAGUGGGUGAUUUUCCUGCCUCCAGUGGCAGCCUGAAAUGCCCCUGAAAUCAUGGACCUGGGGGAGAGAGGAUUCCCACUAACAGGAUUUCAGGGGGCAUUUGGGGCUGCUGCAGGAGGGCAGAAGUGGGAAAAUCACUCACCUUGGGCAGAAAUCUUUGUGCAGAAAUGUUACUUUGGAUCUAACCCAAACAGUGCAAAUUAGGUCAAAUUAGGUUUGGUGAUUGAAGGGGGCGGUGCCAUGUCGGCCUCCCACCUUUGGGAUGGGGAAGGUUCUCCCCACCACUGCACCUUGAUAAUUUGUUUUAUUAUUUGUAUAUUGAUUUUAGUUUUUGUUUUUAUCGAUUUUAAUUGUUCACCGCCCAGAGCCCCUGGGGAUGGACGGUAUAUAAAUUGAAUAAAUAAAAUAAAUAAAUAAAUAAAUAUUAUUCACUGUUUAAGAUCUUAAAUAACUUGACAGGGAGGGAACACACAGAUGGUGACAGGACAAGGAAAAGACUGCAGAUGAGAGAAUGAUUAACUGUUGGUAAAGUAUGUGAGAGUCAGAAAAUGCUUGACUAUGAGAAGAAGUUUUCCAGUCCCUCUCACCCAUCUUAAGAUUCAAGCAGGCAGUGUCCAUUUAUACUUCAAGACAGUUCAUGAGGACAUGAAACUUACCUUUUCCCAGAAUGAAUUAAAUUCAUGCGAAAUUACAUCACAAAGUACUAAAUUCUGUCUGAGAAAUCACAUACAAAUACAUAAAUCAUUCAUUUUAGUUGAUCCUCAUUCUUUAAAGAACUGCAUACUUGUUACACAUGGAGUCAUUUUCCAUUGUUAAAUUUUACUAAAAGAAGUUCUAAGUUUUUCUCUUGCAAUCUCCUGUUAUUUCUAUGUCUCCACAACAAAUCUACUGUCCUGAUUUUUUUUUAUUCUGUAGAUUUCAGAAUUUUGUUUGAACUGAAAUUUACUUUUUCUUUCAACUUCUCAUAGACCUUCCUGGAGACAAUUAGGAGGAAACUGAGUUGUCAGUUACAAGUGUUUGCAGUUUUGACUCAUGAUUCAGCUGUACUCUGCUGCCAUGCAGGCUGCACCUAUAGCAUUUUCAGCUGAUGUCAUUGUUAUGAUUUCACAGGUGAGGAACUAAGACAGCAAAUAUUCUAAGAUUUCAGGAUGGAAGUAGAGGGAAAAGCCUACAUGAGUGACUUCCAUGUUUCCUGUGUCUCAUGGGGUUAUUUGCACAUCAGAUGUGCAAGCUGUAUUGAAGUGAGGGAAUGUGCGUACACACAUUUUCCCCAAAGAGGUAGUGUGCUUCUCAUAUUGGCAAUAAAAUUACAGUUAUGUAAUUCUGCAAAAUGCUGGAUUUCCUUAUAUUGGACAAAGUGACUUCCUUUGGACCCUCAAUUUUUUUGGAAUACCAAACUGACAGAAUUUAAAAAUACAUUUUUUAGAUCUAAGGGGACAAGGAAAGGCACUUCCAUCAUACAAGAGAAGAUUGUUUCUCUGAUUUCUGCUCCUACACCACAUUAAACAUCAUUCUGGAGGCUCCCUAGAUCCUCCAAAGCAGGUUUUUUGGCAGAUUCAGGAGGCUGUAGAAAGAAGAGAGCAAUAAUGACCUGUUUAAUUAAUGGGAUUCCCGUCUUUCUAACCAGCAGAGCCUGUAAGAAGUUGAAAGUAAACUUCCUGUACGUGUAUUUGGUUCUGCAGACAGACAAUUGUGGUGUUUCCACAAUGCAGGAAUGCUGCAAAGGGAACAUCCAGUUCACCUACUACAACUUAAAUUACAUGUUCCAGACUUUAGGAGAUAAUGUGACCUAGAAUCUUGGUUAUUACUAAAUCUGAAUUUUCAAAAGGAGUCAUCUUUAAAUGUGUUACAUCAGAAAAUCAUACGCUUAUUUCAAAACUAAUAUUUGCCAUUAUAAUAAAAAAAUUUGACUAAUGACAUUUUGAAUAUAUUUUUAAUUCCUCUGUGUCUUCUAGUGUAAUGCUUCUAUAUAGCCUAAAGAAUGUGAAUCUCUUAAUCAACUGUUUAAUCACAGCUUCUAUCAUUAGCAUAACCUCUUUUUGCACUUUGUUUUUCUAAAUACAGUCGAAGCUUUAUCUAGCACUUGACUAAUCCAGAAUGCUCAGUUAACUGGCAUUGCCAAAGCUCUUCCCCCCUCUGCACCAUACCCCCGGCAUCUUCAGGCCCACCCCCACUUCUCAAGCCAGGCAGCUUGAUGCCUCGAGCCCUUGCUAGGCUUCUGACAGCACUGUGAACUUACAUCAUCCUCAGAUGCUUCUUUUACCUUCAACCUGCCUUGAUCUGUCGGCAACCAGCUCUGCCAGAGGGCUCCUGGGGCAGUUUGCUUGCUUGUCUGUGUGCUGUGUCGGACAGCUCCAUGGCUCAGGGAGAAAGGUCUAACUAGGCAUACAGUCAACUAAAGUAUAUAUAUGGGAACGGAACUAAAAAGGAUCUGGAAGAUUCCCCCUAACAAAGCUGCACGUAAUUCACGUAGGGGUUGUAUAAUUAUUUAAGAUUCCUUUCCUUUGCACCAAUUGUCUCUUCAUUUUGCCUUGGUGUGGCCCCCCUUCUUCAUAUUUGAUUAACUGGCAAACCCCAGUCCUCACGAGUGCUGGAUAACAAAACUUUUACUGUAGUUUGCCAAUAGAUGUUAUCAUUGAUAAAUAUUUCAGGAAUACUUUGAAGAUAAUACUUCAUAUAUUUUUGUGAUAGCUCAGAUAAACUAUUGAUGCCUAUUUUAAUCUUUCAAAAGGUUAAAUUUAUUAGUGUUGCACUUGUUAUAAAUAUUGUAAUAUAGUUUUGCAUACAUGCUUUAAAAUCUUCAGAAAUAAAUUAUGUCAACAUUCUGUUCAAUAAAUAUCAAUGCAUAUUCA
Molecule: messenger RNA, 7036 nt
Organism: Eublepharis macularius
Lineage: Eukaryota; Metazoa; Chordata; Lepidosauria; Squamata; Eublepharidae
Gene: EHD4
Product: EH domain containing 4
Exons: 6
Coding region: 84-1697 (537 amino acids)
Biological process (GO): endocytosis; endosomal transport
Cellular component (GO): plasma membrane; cytoplasm
Molecular function (GO): protein binding; calcium ion binding; GTP binding
Source: RefSeq, a predicted model, not a curated record